AUGGUUACCGGAAAUUUCAUUGCUGCAGCAUUCUCCAUAGGAACGUACCCACUACGUUCGGACAACCACGUGACCUACGCGAAACAUUCCUGGAGGGAUAGACCCAGGAGAUCUCUCCCAGACGGUGUUCCUGAUGGCAAUCUUAAGAAAAACGGCAAUGGUCGACCAUCACUUGAGAGCCAUGAGUCGUCGAUGGUGGAGGAGCCUAGGUACCAUUUAUAUUGUUUGGACCAAGAAGAUCGGAAAGAUCCCUCACAGAAUUGGCUGUGCCCAGACUGCUCGAAGAAAUCUUCAUCUGCCGUGACAAAAGCCGAUUUCGGUCUUAUAUUAGCAGAACUGAGGAGCAUAAAGCAGUCCCAAGGCCAACUACGUCAUGAGAUCAACGACAAAUACGAUCUACUGAGUGUAGAAAUAGCAAAAUGCAGCACAACUUUGGCUACACACGGAUCUCAGAUUGCUGAAAAUUCUUCGGCGAUUGCAGCUGUUCAGCAACACCAAUCUCUCAUGCGGUCGGUCCUCGACGAGCUGCAGACAAAAACUGUCCAGUUCGAAGACAGGAUUACAUUGCAUGCGCAGUCUUAUGUCAAAUCACCAUCACUCUCUGGCCAAGAACUAAAUGAGCGUUUAUCGCGCACGAAGAAUAUCAUGAUGUAUGGGCUUGCCGAGAAGGAUGAAAAUCACGACAAGACAUCUGUUACCGAAAUGUUGACCCUGCUGAAUGUCACUGAAGUCCCGUCCAGAAUGAUGAGAGUUGGACAAAUCAAAGAUAAUAAACACCGCCCUCUUAAAAUUAUCUUCAACUCUAACAAAAUUGCCACUACGAUUUUGCGUGAUGGCGGCUUAGCACAUACUCCUGAAGGCGAUAUAGAUUUCGGUAAUUUGAAUUUGUGCAAUGUCAAAACACCUAUUUUGAGAAAGGAUGCUGCAAACAAGGAAUACGUGGACCAGAUAAAAAAUAACAUGAAACAGUCCCUAGCGCGAAUCCAGACAGAUUUCAAGAGUGCAACUGAUGUUAGAGAGUUCGAAAUGCCUCCUAAUAGUAAAUAUAUCAGCAAUUGCAGCAGCAUCAGUAGUGUUGACAUAGAGUUUGAUGAUGGUGAUAGCAGUAAUAGUAGUGAUGAUUAUAAAAAGACUCUCGAGGCCAUCGAUCACGCCUUGAACAGGUACGAGAAUGCAGCCCAGCAAGAAUUCGAUGAUGCUUCAGAGCAAUUUUUGGCGAGGGAACAGAAAAAUCACGUGGAUAAACGUGAUUCCGUCGGCCUUAUCCAAACUCUCAAUAUGAACGAAAAACUCGAGAAGAUUGCAGGAGAAAGAAAUGACUCAUUCAGUGAGAAGGUCGUUUUACGUAUUAAAGACGUGGAUCUCGUUGCUGCGGAGGGCAGAUAUCACACGUCGUGCUUGAAGAGAUUUUUCGCUCGUCCGCCUUCAACACGUGAAAAGGGCCGACCCGAAAAUGAAGACGUCGUUGCUGUAAUGAAUCACAUUUUUUCGUAUAUUGAAGAACAUCGAGAAGAAUGCCAGUUUUCGGUGAAAGAAAUACUAGUAGGCUAUGAAGGUAACCUUCCGACGAAUACGACAAUAAUUAACAAACUUGAGAAAAAAUAUGGUGAGGACAUGAUUAUCACAGCAAAACGAAAAAGUGAGCCCAUCAUCUCUUUUCGCGAUACUGGGCAUAAAAUCUUAACAAAACAUUGGUAUGAAAAUCAAGAGGAGAAUGUGAUAGAUGAGCGUUUAAGAAUCGUGAAGGCGGCUGCACAAAUAAUAACUGAGGACAUCAGAUCGCGCGUAUAUGAAACGAAACAAUAUUCUGCGUCGGAAACAUUCUUAGCCAAUAUCGAGAGUGACAUUCCGGAAACUCUGAAAGCUCUUCUUCACACGAUCAUCACGAAGAAUAAACGCGGAGAGCAGGAUAAAUGGAAUGCGAAGAUAACAGCGAUUGCACAUGCAAUUAUAGCCGCAGCGAGGCCAAAGUCCUUCUUGUCGUCUCUUCAAAUCGGCCUUGGAGCGUUCUUUAGUAGAAAAUAUGGAUCCAAAGAUCUUUUGAAAGUAUUGUCGGCUUUAGGAUUCUGCGCUUCUUACGAAGAAAUAGUGACAUUCGAGACGUCAGCUUUAUUCCAUCCGCAGAAAACAAUAAUGAACAACUCAUUCUCGCAAUUCGUAUUCGAUAAUGCAGAUGUUAAUAUCAAUACCAUCGACGGUUUGAAUACUUUUCAUACGAUGGGAGGAAUCCAGUGCGUAACUCCUUCUACGACUGUUUCUUCGGAUGGAAAAAUCAAGAGGCUGUCCAAUAUUCCACGUGCCCAUACGAUCGGACAAUUCGGUAAUGUUCCUUUGAGAACAUUUCACAAGACCGGUAAUAAUGGAUUGACAAGAAUAAACAUAAAAGAUGUAAACGAGAUCAAUCCCAUCUCCAGUAGAGUUAGUUUACUAUCCAGCGAUUUUUUCUGGCUGUAUGGAAAAACGAACGGUAUGCCAACUAUCCCAGGCUGGAAUGGUUAUAUGGAACAAAUCACGUCACACAUGAUAUAUUCAAAGUCACGUCUACUGUAUUUACCGUUCGUUAAAGCACCCCCAAGCAAUCAUGAUACGAUAUAUACCGUUCUUCUUAACGCGGCUGAGAAAUGCAAGUCGUUGGGUCAAAGCAGCUGUUUCGUAACAUUCGAUCAGCCGCUCUAUAUCAAGGCUCGGGAUAUCAUCGCAUCUGUCCCUGAGAGCUCCGAUCUGAGCGCAGUUAUAGUCAGACUUGGUGGCUUCCAUCUACUUAUGUCAUUCAUGGGUUCAAUAGGCUACAUCAUGGACGGAAGUGGACUGAGAGACCUUUUCAACGUCGUUUAUGCAACUGCGUCUACGGAAAAAAUGUUGACUGGUCAUGCGUAUGCAAGGGCCUUAAGAGCACAUAUUCUAGCUCAUGUAGCUCUCGCCAAGAUUGUCUUCUCUGCGGUGGGCUUUACUACGGAGGAACGUGCAGAUAUGGAAGAUGCUCUUUCAAAUAUCGGUAAUCCGUUAUUCUUGGACAGGAUUGAAGGGGAACAUUUCGAGGAUACAAUAAGGAAAUUCACCGAGACGUUGAACGGGCUCGCAGAGAAUGGACCAACAGCCAAACUGUGGGUGCAAUAUUUCGACAUGGUCACCUUGGUGAAACAGUUCAUCCAAGCGGAAAGAACAGGAAACUGGGACUUGCACCUGAAGACGAUACAAAGAAUGCUACCAUACUUUCACGCCAGCGGUCACUUUUUGUAUGCGAAGUCUGCUCAACUAUAUCUGCAAGAUAUGCUCGAUCUAAGGACGAAUAUGACUCCCAUGGAAUAUAGCCGCUUCGUGAAUGAAGGAUAUUUUACAAUUAGGCGUUCUGAGAAGUUCUGGUGUGGCAUAUGGUCAGACAUGACGAUAGAACAGACUCUCAUGAGAUCUAUGAAAUCGACUGGUGGUUUGACACACGGCCUAGGAAUCACCGACAGUGUCCUGGCGAAAUGGAUUCUUGCAAUGCCUGUUCUUGCGGAAGUGUCUGAGGCCAUUGAAAAUUUCUGCAGCGUAUCGUUUGCUACUUCCGAACAGCAUGUAGAUGCCAGAGUAUCGCGAAUAUCAAGGGAUACACAAGACCUCGAAAAGUUCGUUGAUUGGUUUUCAUCGCACAAUCCCUUCCCAGUCAGCCUCGAGAUUAUGUCUAUCAGCACAGGAGUACAGGGAGAUGUGAAAAUCGACUGCUAUAGAGCAAACGAAGUCGGCGUGUUAUCAAUGGCAGCUAUCGUUGGCGGCAACUUUGGAGAUGUAAAAUUCCAGCGGAAGAAGAGAGUAAUUCCUUUAAGAGCAGUGAACUCUUCACUAAAUAUCCAAAAUGAAGUGGUUCCUGUUGAUCCUUCAUUAAUUUUUCAAAGAAUUACAAUUGCCAAGAAAACGGAACAGGAUUUGCAGCAAUAUUUUCACUUCGAAUUAGCUCCUUAUCCACUCUCGCUUUUUGAUGAAAUAGGAAUGCGUAAAACAAAGAAAUCAUCAUUAUAUAAUAUGUUUUCUCAUGUGGCUCAUCCGAUCAACGAUGCAGAUAACGUGGUACAUGUUAUAGACGGUGGAUUCCUUCUCCAUCGUGUGGUCUGGUACCAACAAGAGACGUUCGAUAAUAUUCUUUCGAAGCAGGGGAAACAGAAAUUCGUUAAGCUAUUGCAAAAAAAUAUGAAUUUACCAAGAACGGUUGGAAUCUUCAAAGACCCAAAUGCUUCUCCAGACCUGAUUGAGGCAGCCGGGAAAUCUUUCAUUAGAGCACUCUAUGGAGCGAGCGGUGACACAUCGUUAAAUGACUGCAGGUUUCAGUGCUUCACGAAAUCAAUUUCUAAGAGUGCUUGCAAUCUUGCAUCUUUACCACCAACCGAAGCAGCAGCACGGCAGCACUCCUUCAGAACCUACCAUCAGAUUCAAGAGUGGUACGGAAACAAGAAGAGUCCGCAAGAUUGGGGCUGGAAGAGUACGAGGAAUGGACUGACACCUAUUCCUACGCUAAUAGACGCUGCCCCACAGGAGCUUCUCAGCACAAUAUCUUGCAAGUGCAAACAAGGGUGUCGAGCAGCUUGUAGCUGCAGAAAGACUGGGCUGCGUUGCUCGAUAAUUUGCGGAAGCUGCCGGGGCCAGUCCUGCACAAAUGUCGAUAUUGAGGAAGAGAAUUUCGACGUUGAUGACGACGAUGUGCAUUUCGAACAUUCAGCUGCACAAGAUAUUUACCUGACUGAUUCUGAGAGUGAGUCAUCUUUGGUCGACAACGAGGGUAGGUUCGACGAAAGAGAAAUCACUGCUGAACCAUCGACUUCGGGUGAUAUACCAACUCAGGACGAACCUUUUACCCGAGAACGUCGUACUUUGUCAAAAAGAAGACGAUUGAAUUGA
Messenger RNA from Phaedon cochleariae (mustard beetle), 4872 nucleotides. The record is from the annotation of a GenBank genome assembly. Lineage: Eukaryota; Metazoa; Arthropoda; Insecta; Coleoptera; Chrysomelidae.